Botrytis deweyae is the source of this 378-nucleotide messenger RNA. RefSeq lists its product as uncharacterized. The transcript is spliced from 2 exons. Lineage: Eukaryota; Fungi; Ascomycota; Leotiomycetes; Helotiales; Sclerotiniaceae. The record is from RefSeq and is a predicted model, not a curated record. Bases 1 to 378 code for a protein of 125 amino acids.
AUGCCGUGUCAUGCCAUGCCACGCCAUGUCAUGUCAUCAUUUGUUAAAUCAUGUCGAUUCCCUCUUGAAAUAAUGACGGAAGUGGUACUCCAUGCAUGCCGAAAUAUAUCCACAAAUCACGUGAAGAAAACCGGCAAAGUGAGUGUAGUGUACGAUUCCGGAGACGACUACGAAGACGAUUCCGAGGUUCCAGAUGAAUCUUACGACGAUACAGACGAUGCAGAUGAUGCAGACGAUGCAGAUGAUGCAGAUGAUGCAGACGAUGAGUUUGACGACGACUCCGAAGACGAUUCUGAAGACGAUUCAAACUAUUCAGACGAUUCUGAGAACGAUUCUGACGAUCCGCAGGCCAAUCUCGAGCACAAUUCUGAGGACUAA